This is a messenger RNA of Saprolegnia diclina VS20, 757 nucleotides long. RefSeq lists its product as hypothetical. The coding region runs from base 1 to 708 and encodes 235 amino acids. NCBI's taxonomy places the organism in Eukaryota, Oomycota, Saprolegniomycetes, Saprolegniales, Saprolegniaceae. The transcript is spliced from 2 exons. The record is from RefSeq and is a predicted model, not a curated record.
AUGUCUUUGGUUGAGAACCUCCGCUUUGUUUCGCCAGAGGUGUUUGCCUGCGAGGCCGCCGACCUCCUUGACACACUCGAGACUGAGAACAACCAAGCGUGCACCAAAUGCGCGGCCAAGCUCUCGCAGCUCAACACGCAGCUGAAGCAGGCGACGACCGACCGCGCCAAGGCCGUCGCACAACAACAAUCUACGCUCCAGGACAAGAAAGCACACGACCAGCGCCUCAAUGCGCAUGAGGCGUCGAUCCGAAUGCACGAAGGCCUCAUCUCGGGCGACCACAAACGCUGCAUCCCGCUCUACUCGCAGAUCGACGGUCUCAUCUCCGUCGCCGAAAACGAUCUGGGGGCAGCACAGCGCCGCCGGAGCGACUCCGAACGGGCUCUAACUCACCUCCGCGAAGCCUUGGCGUCGACCAAAGACGCACAGAGAAAGACGCAGGCCAGCAUCGAGAAGCUCAACAAUGAGCUUGGCAAGCUUCAACAUGAGAUUGAACAGUUAGACCGCAAGACGAGCUCGACGGGGAAGCAACUGACGAAACUGCAUGGCGUGCGAGAAGCAGUCUUGACACUCCGCGCCAAGUACGGUCUUGCCGCGUUGCGAGUUGCACUCGUCGCGAAUAUCAAGAAGGAGUUUUUCACGGCCAUGUGUCUCGAGGACCUUCAACGCCUCGUUCAGCAGCACACGGCAGCGCUCCAGUUGGUCUAACCGCGAGGAUUACUAUACUGAUAUUACAUGCAAUGAAUGCACUUUUCGU